AGGCGGCCAAUGGGUUCCGGUCAGUUUCAUCAGGCACGCUCGUAGUAGGACGUCGGGAGACGCGCGCAAACUUCAUUUCGUUCAGCGAGUAACGUCGACGCGGGCGCGAUUCUCGUCUUCUCGCGCCUCAAGGACGAGAGCGAGGAGCUCGACAAGUGUGGGGAAGAGAGAGAGAGAGAGAGAGAGAGCGAGAGAGGGGAACGCGUGACACGCCGGGACGCGGAGUGGAGGCUCGAGAGCAAUCGCGUGCAUAGAUCGGCCGAGUUUUACGACGCUUCGUUGCGUCAGCUCACUAGCCGAGCGUUGCUGGAGGAGAGGACGCCGAAAAGAGAGAAAAAAGUGACAGCGGCGAUUCCCGGAAGGAGGUGGAGCGAUCGAGGACGAGGCGCGAAGCAAGAGUGCAGUAACAGGUGGAAGGAUAAUAACAAUACGUUUUAGAAUAACCGGAGACGAUGGAUCAAGGCUUCCCGGGGCAGCACACCACCACGACCACCGUGACGACUACCACUACGACCACCCAGCCCAAUAUACGGUUUGAUCCGUCAUACGCGAGGACAUUGCCUGGAAUUUUAAAAAUCGUGCAAGUGGUGCUAAAUCUCCUGGGAUUUAUAUGCAUAACGGUGUCAAGUCACAGCAGCCAUAGCCGGGGAGGAUGGUUCAAUACCGUAUCCAUGAUUGGUUUCUGGUUUACUGGAAUCCUGCUUGUCUUCUACUUGUUCCACAUCAUCGAAAAGUUUUCCAGAAUCCCGUGGCUUAAGAUUGAAUUCGUAUUCUGCACGAUAUGGACAGUUUUCUAUUUAUUGGCCGCUUCCCUCGCAGCUGAUUACGCACGUCACACCGAGGCCUUCGGUGUUGCAGCGUUUUUCGGUUUUUGCGCGAUGGUGGCGUACGGUUACGACGCUUGGCUCAAGUUCCACGCCGUAAAGAGCGGUGGGUUGGCGCAGGGUCAGCAUACACCGAAACAAGUAUCCACCGUCACCAGUCCAGCGUAUUAAAAUCCAAGGGAGGGAUGGGUCCCGAAGCAGAUGGACCACCGGUCGACCGAUUGGACUGAUUGAUCGAUCGAUACAUAUCGUUACCUUUGUGCGGGGCCAGCUCUUUUGUAACUUCGGCAUGUUUCUUUCUCGUGUCGAAUCUCAAAUCGCGACACGCACGACGCGUGCUUUUCUCGGCUCAACGCUUUUUCCGUUUGCUCGCACGUGUGCGUCGCGUGUAUUUUUGUGCGUGCGUACAUUCGUUUAUUUACACCCACGCACGCGUACACUCGACUUUCCUUUCCUCUACUUUCUUCUCUUUUUGUACUUGUAACAAGGCAAUAAUCUACACUACGCUAUAGCGUAUCGUUGACUUAUAUUCUAACACGAAGAGGCGAUGCGCUCAUGUAUGCAUUAUCCUCCAUCGAACAACGAUUGUUAAUAUUUUGUAAUAAUGUUUGCCGCAUUUUUGCUCGAUCGAUUCUAUUUGAUGUUAUUUAUACGACGAUGUACAUGUACAUACAUACACAUACAGAUCUAUAUGUAUAUACAUACAUAUACGUUGUUGAAACUAUAUUUUAAAUCAUUGUUGAAAUUGAAGCAACGUUUUCACGCAUCAUGGCACAGCGAGACUCGGACGCGAUAUCGAGUGCUGGUGCGACUGUUAGAUCUAUUUUAAUCUUCUCGGUCCUUGUUUGCAAUUGGUCCAGCUAAUCUUGUCUUAUAUAAAUACAAAUGCAUGAAUGUAGAGAGAUAAUAGUGAAGCAUUAUCUCUAUAUAAAAUAUGAGUCUCAAGAGUAUAUUUGAAUUGCAAACAAGGACAGAGCAUCCAUAAAUUGAAAUACCGAAAUACAGUAUUCUCCUUCUUGUUGUAUGUAGCCUUCUUAGACUGUCGUAUAAAUUUUCUAGAUUGUGUUCGAUAUUACGCUUCGCGAUUCCUUGGAGGGAUAAAAAAUAUAGUUACAUUUGUGCAAAUUAUACUGAGAAAAAAAUUAAUAGAAUAAUGUUAUAUGUGGUCACAUAUACACAAACACACACAUACACGUAUACAGAUAGAUUAUUUAAUUCUUGAGUCAGUCUAUUGGCUCGCAAUGAACAUAUUCACCGUAUUAAUCAUCAUAUCAAAUCAUUGUAUGGCGUUACUCGAUAUGCGUAAUCUCGUAUGAUGAUGUUCACGAGAUUCUUUAUAUCAAGGAAUAAUUUGUUACGAAGAGUACCUAAUACUUUCUAUUACGACUCGCGCGUAUAACUAUAUUUACUAUUUUUGUUAACUUUACUAAGAUUUUGAAUCUAUACAAGUACACAUUUCACGGUAUACACCGAUAUCAAUGUCUAGUUAAAGAGAUCUGGCGAAUAUUACUAUAGAUAUUACUAUGCAUAAUAAGACGAUCGAUGAAAUAACUUCAACAUCGGUAAGUGUUCAAUGAAAUAAAUUAUUGUAGUUUUCCGAAUGUGUAAUUCGAUUCGCUACCGAUAUAGGAAGAAAUGAUUGUCGUGUGUGUAAAGUAUUACAAAUAUAUUAGAAUAAGAUUAUAUAUGUAUACAUAUAUAUACGCACGAGUUAUCUUCGUAAAUGUAUUUUAUUUAAGAUAAACAUCUAUCUAUCUUUAUUUUCUUUCGGAAAAACUUUAACAAAAAAGGGCAAUUUCUUCACUUAGUAUUGUUAUGCGACAUGUAAAAUUGUGAAGAAUUGCAUCAAUCUCCAUAUAUUUCCGCUCAUUUUAUGCUGACAAUGUCAUGUGUGGAUAUUAUUAAUAUAUCUUGAUUUAUAUAUAUACACAUUAACUUAUUUAUUAAACGUCAUUUACACUAAAUGCAUAAUCUUACAUGUAUUACAGUACGUAUUAAUGGUACCAUGCUAAGUUCUAGAUAA
Camponotus floridanus (Florida carpenter ant) is the source of this 2847-nucleotide messenger RNA. Its product is annotated as CKLF-like MARVEL transmembrane domain-containing protein 4. NCBI's taxonomy places the organism in Eukaryota, Metazoa, Arthropoda, Insecta, Hymenoptera, Formicidae. The record is from RefSeq and is a predicted model, not a curated record. The transcript has 5 exons. Gene Ontology annotation, cellular component: membrane. Bases 453 to 995 code for a protein of 180 amino acids.